UCUGUCCUGGUCGUAUUCAUGGACGAACUUGGACUGAAAUGCGGAUCUUUUUCCUUUGCUCUAAUUCUAUAGCUUUUAACUUAUACGAACAAAGCCUCACUCCUCACUCAUCAUCUUCAUCACUCUGCUUCCGGGGAAAACAACAUAAAAAAUAAUGACUAUCAUCAACCAUCUCUUUCAAUCCAUAUUGAUCAGAGCUCAGAGGCAUCUUCCCCGGCAACCUUUACCGAUCAGAUUAAAUAAAAGAGUGUCAUCAUCAACUGCUGAUGUCAAACAAAGUAAAGGGUACAAGGGACAUGGUAUGUUAGCACCAUUCACUCCUGGCUGGCAGUCCACUGAAACGGAACCUUUGGUUAUUGAAAAAUCUGAGGGUUCCUAUGUUUACGACAUCAAUGGGAAUAAAUAUCUUGAUGCUUUAGCUGGUCUUUGGUGCACAGUAUUAGGGGGAAAUGAACCUAGACUUGUGGCAGCUGCAACUGCACAAUUAAAUACUUUGCCAUUUUACCACUCCUUUUGGAAUCGUACUACAAAACCGUCCUUGGACUUGGCAAAGGAGCUUCUAGAAGUCUUUACAGCUAGAAAAAUGGGUAAAGUUUUUUUUACCAACAGUGGGUCAGAUGCCAAUGAUACUCAGGUGAAGCUAGUUUGGUACUACAACAAUGCACUUGGAAGGCCCAAUAAGAAAAAGAUUAUAGCUCGAGAAAAAUCGUACCAUGGUUCAACUUUGAUAGCAGCUAGUCUUUCUGGGCUUCCAGCUUUGCAUCAGCAGUUUGAUCUUCCAGCUCCAUUUGUAUUGCAUACCGAUUGCCCUCAUUACUGGCGCUUUCACCUUCCAGAUGAGACAGAGGAGGAGUACUCCACCAGAUUAGCCUAUAACUUGGAGAGUCUCAUACUCAAACAGGGACCAGAUACGAUUGCAGCAUUCAUUGCUGAACCUGUUAUGGGAGCAGGAGGAGUGAUACUGCCUCCCAAGACUUAUUUUGAAAAAGUUCAAUCUGUUUUGAAGAAAUAUGACAUUCUUUUCAUUGCUGACGAGGUGAUAUGUGGAUUUGGAAGACUUGGGACAAUGUUUGGAUGUGACAAAUACAACAUUAAACCAGACCUUGUAACAGUGGCAAAGGCACUUUCUUCUGCAUAUUUGCCCAUUGCAGCUAUUUUUGUGAGCCCUGAAGUAUCAGAAGUAAUAUACUCUCAAAGCAACAAGCUUGGUAUUUUCUCCCAUGGAUUUACUUAUUCUGGGCACCCAGUUUCAUGUGCAGUAGCCAUUGAAGUGCUCAAAAUCUUCAAGGAGAGAAAGCUUGUCGAACAAGUGAAUAACAUUUCUCCAAGGUUUCAAGAUGGUCUUAAGGCUUUCUCCAACAGUCCAAUUAUUGGAGAGAUAAGGGGAACUGGCUUGGUGCUUGGCACAGAGUUUACAGAUAACAAAUCACCAAACGAUCCAUUCCCUCCUGAAUGGGGAAUAGGUUCUUAUUUUGGAGCUGAAUGUGUGAAGAAUGGGAUGUUUGUACGUGUAUCAGGGGACAAUGUUGCAAUGGCUCCACCUUUUAUUAUCACACCUGAAGAGGUUGAUGAGAUAAUACGCAUAUAUGGGAAAGCGCUGAAGAGCACUGAAGAGAGGGUUGAAGAACUCAAGUCUCAGCAAACUUAGAAAAUAUUUAUAGCCUUGUUCAUGUUAACCAUCCCUUAUCAGUGAGGACUCAUGAAACAAGAAUGGUUCUCUAAAUAAAUAAAUCUUUGGGCCUUAA
Molecule: messenger RNA, 1745 nt
Organism: Humulus lupulus (European hop)
Lineage: Eukaryota; Viridiplantae; Streptophyta; Magnoliopsida; Rosales; Cannabaceae
Product: gamma aminobutyrate transaminase 3, chloroplastic-like
Exons: 18
Coding region: 155-1648 (497 amino acids)
Biological process (GO): biotin biosynthetic process
Molecular function (GO): pyridoxal phosphate binding; S-adenosyl-L-methionine:8-amino-7-oxononanoate transaminase activity
Source: RefSeq, a predicted model, not a curated record